Messenger RNA from Cottoperca gobio, 1289 nucleotides. It is a transcript of the gene med8, whose product is annotated as mediator complex subunit 8. Gene Ontology annotation, cellular component: core mediator complex; mediator complex. The transcript is spliced from 7 exons. Bases 90 to 923 code for a protein of 277 amino acids. Gene Ontology annotation, molecular function: transcription coregulator activity; RNA polymerase II cis-regulatory region sequence-specific DNA binding. Lineage: Eukaryota; Metazoa; Chordata; Actinopteri; Perciformes; Bovichtidae. The record is from RefSeq and is a predicted model, not a curated record. Gene Ontology annotation, biological process: regulation of transcription by RNA polymerase II.
GUUUAGUGCUUUUAUUCUGACAUCAUGAACCGGAAGUGUUUCUGCCUUGAUUACUGUUGAGCAUUUCAACGUAAACUUGUAGUACAACAAUGCAGCAACGAGAAGAGAAGCAGCUGGAGGCGGCGGUGGAGUCUCUUAUUUCUCGGGUAGCACACGUCAAAAACGCUCUUCACAGUUUCAUUUAUAAGUUGGAAAAUGAAUACGAGCGAUUAACAUGGCCGUCUGUUUUGGACAACUUCGCUCUGCUGUCUGGUCAGCUGAACACCAUCAACAAACUGCUCAAGAACGAGAAGACACCAUCCUUUCGCAACCAAGUUAUAAUACCACUGCUUCUGUCUCCAGACCGAGAUGAGGAUUUAGCGAAACUCACAGAGCAGCGUGUCCCAGUGUUCAGCCAUGAGAUUGUACCAGACUACUUGCGGACCAAGCCUGAUCCAGAGGUGGAGGAGCAGGAGAAACAGCUGAGUGUAGAGGCAGCACGGAUUGGCCCAGAGGUGGCACAGAAACAGAUCCAGACGUUGAAUAAACUGUGUUCCAAUCUGCUAGAGAAGCUUAACAAUCCUCGUGAUGACAGAGAUUCAGAAAGUGCAGCAAUGCGACAGAACAAACCGUCUUUCAACCCUGCUGACACCAACGCACUGGUUGGAGCUGUCGCAUUUGGAAAGGGGCUUUCUAAAUGUAGGCCUCCAGGUCCAGUGGCCCCUGGACAUCCAGGACAAGGGCCCAUGAUGAGUGGAGGUCCGACCUUACAGCAGGUCACCAUCGGUGGUGGCUCAAGCCAACAAGCAGGUAUGGGAGGACCUGUGGCUCCUCAGCAGCAAGGGCAGCCAGGUAGGAGACCUGGAGAGCUGGGAAAGAUGCCGAGCAGCAUCAAGACAAACAUCAAAUCUGCACCCGGCUCAAUGCAUCCUUACAACCGAUGAGCUCCUUGUUUCUUAUUUGUUCAUCCAACAGUUGUUACAUUUCAGAGACUUGCCUACAGCAACGAAAACAUUCUUAAUCCUCACCUUUGUAACCUUUUAUAUGAACCCAUUGUGUUCAGGCAAUGGAACAACUUCUAAGAAGUCAUUCUCUGUUCUCUCACAAGCUGUUUCACUGACAUUCUGAGGGUUGAAUGAUCCCAUUUAUUUGUGAGCAUUAGGGUACAUUUUUCAUUUUUGAUACAUCAUCUGAGCAUCAGCAGUUGAGACACUAGGUGGCAGUAUGUCAUCAUUUAUGGGAUUAUUAUAUUAUGUUUGUGUUUGGAACUGCACUAUUGACUCUUUGAAUAAAAUAUGUGUUAAAAGAAC